AGGAAUGGCAGGCCGAGUUUAUUGGAACGGUCUUUUUUUCUGCCGGGCCCACCGUUGCCGAGAGGGUGCAACAAGCCCUGACUGUCUUAUUCCUCAGAGGGGGUAACUGAACUGAACUGGACACAGGAAAUCAUGCCAGACAGCCCGGCUAAGCCGGUGAGGUGUGAGAGCUUCUGACACCGCCUCGGUUCUUAUGCAGGAGCAGCUCGUGAAUACCUUAGCAGUGACAACGGGACCAAUAGGUACCGGUAUAAGCUGGAGUACUGGAGUAGCAGUGCUGCUACUCCAUCUGCAGGGGCGGCAUCGGCUGGAGCAAAUCACAGGAGUCUGGACGAGACGUCCCACACCAGCCUCUGCGCCGUACAUGACUAGACGACGCACCCAGAGGCUUUGGCGAGCAAGACUGCGAGAGUUGACCAGUACCGUCGAACUUCGACGCCCACCAAGAUGAAGCCUCCGCCAAAGCACGAUAGACAGAAGCCAACCACCAGCUUGCUGCC
This is a messenger RNA of Trichoderma harzianum CBS 226.95, 500 nucleotides long. RefSeq lists its product as hypothetical. NCBI's taxonomy places the organism in Eukaryota, Fungi, Ascomycota, Sordariomycetes, Hypocreales, Hypocreaceae. The coding region runs from base 194 to 451 and encodes 85 amino acids. The transcript has 3 exons. The record is from RefSeq and is a predicted model, not a curated record.